UAUAGAAGGGAGCUAAUUUGUUAACCAUUACUUUGUAGUAACGUUAUUAUUAAUCCAGGAUUAACUCAUCGACUCCAACAAUGUGGAAAUCUUUUCUGAUACUUUGUAUUUCAUUCAGUAGUUGCAUCGCAUUCCCGGAAAUGUGCACAUCAUUUCAUCGAUGUCGAAAAUUAGCACCUGAUAAUUUCUUUCCAUCAGCUGAAAAUCUAGAAGCUGUUUGCCAGGAUAUGCAUAAAAUAUUAGAUUGCCAAUUGGAAGAACUCGCGAAAUGCGCGGAUAAAGUUCUUGACGCAGUGUCCACUUCUGAUUAUGAAGCUGUGGUAGCUGCUUUUAGUAUAAAUUUAGGAACGAAAAGUUUAGUGGACGAUUUAUGCGAUUCAACAACUCAAUAUCAUAAAGCUUAUGUCCGAAAUAUUGGUUGCAUUAAUGACACUGUGAUGGAUCCCAUGGCGUUUACGUCAUGUACAUCAGAAGCAAAUGCUCUUAAUGGUUCUUUAAAAUUUGGAGAAGAUGUAGAUGAUCAAGAACAUCAUUGCAUAGUGAAUGCUCUUAGGUAUGCUUGUUUUUUUGAAGAGGUGUUAAAGAAGUGUGGAGAAGAAGCAUGGACAAUAAUUGUUGAAUCAGAGAAAAGAGGAAAAGCUUUGAAAUACUAUAUUUGCACUCCUCAGAGCAUAUUGAAUUUGAAAACGAAAUACCUCGAAAUUUCAGAUUUGGAAUCUAAACUUCGAAUCAUAUUUGAGAAAGUCUUUGACAUGAAGAAAUGAAGAAAAUAAACCAUUUUGUACAAGCUUUACGUUUCGAAGACUUCAACUAUUUUUUGAAGAAAUAAAACUAUAUUUUUU
This is a messenger RNA of Parasteatoda tepidariorum (common house spider), 842 nucleotides long. RefSeq lists its product as uncharacterized. Lineage: Eukaryota; Metazoa; Arthropoda; Arachnida; Araneae; Theridiidae. The record is from RefSeq and is a predicted model, not a curated record.